UGAAGAAGAACACAAGAUAGAAGUCAUUCAUCCAAUAUCAGAUAAACAAACAAGAACAUUGAUGUUAACACUGUGAAAGAUAACUACUUUGCAAUCGCGUUGGUGGUCAACAACUUGAACUUGUCGUCACUUCGUGUGUCCGAUGCUGAACGAAAGACUUGAGGUGGACAAUACACUGAUGGACAGGGAACGUAAUGAUAGUGCCGUGGUUACCGGUCCGACAUUUCCAUCGUGUACAGUGCCCUUCACUGGUACCGACCAGGACUACGUGUUCGAAGGUGGUGGUAUGUCGAUGUUGCAGCAGUUUGGUGCAGGCGGUCGCGGAAACAUCGACUGCAUUAGUGGAGGAGAUCUUGGAUUCAAUGCAUCGAUAGGAGGAACGGGGACUGGGUUAGGUAGUGAGAUAGGAUUCGGUGGAAUCAGUACUGAAGGAACUGCGGGAGGAUUUGCAGCAAUGGGUGGAAAAGCAGCAGGAGGAGGAGGAAGCGGUAGCAACAUGAAUAAGGAAGUUCGUUACGCUCCAUUCGUGUCAUCUGUAGGUCUAAUCAGUACUGUAGCGCCAAUAAAUCUGCAGUCUUUACCGCCUCCGCCGCCGCCCCCACCACCGCCGCCACCGCCGCCACCACCGCCUUCGCCACCGCCCCUGCCGCUGCAGAUGCAACAGCAGCGUGCCUUUUCGAAGUCGAUGACAUCCCUACCACCGGAGCCAUUCAUGAUAAUGCGUUCGAAGGCUUUAAAUCGACGCGUUUCAAUUAAUGUUGGUGGCGUGAAGCACGAGGUACUCUGGCGUACUCUCGAGCGGUUGCCACAUACGCGCCUAGGUCGACUAAGAGACUGCAAUACUCAUGAGGCAAUAACUGAACUCUGCGACGAUUAUUCUCUAAUCGACAAUGAGUAUUUUUUCGAUCGACAUCCUAAAUCAUUCAGUUCAAUUCUUAAUUUCUAUCGUACUGGCAAGCUCCAUCUAGUAGAUGAGAUGUGCGUGUUAGCGUUUAGUGAUGAUCUCGCAUAUUGGGGUGUUGAUGAGCUUUAUCUUGAAAGUUGUUGUCAACACAAGUAUCAUCAACGUAAGGAGCACGUACACGAGGAAAUGCGCAAGGAGGCAGAGUCACUUCGACAACGCGAAGAAGAAGAAUUCGGUGAGGGAAAGUGCGCUCAAUAUCAGAAAUGGUUGUGGGAUCUUUUGGAGAAACCAACCACCUCUAUUGCGGCACGGGUGAUAGCUGUGAUAUCAAUACUCUUUAUUGUGCUUUCAACGAUCGCACUAACUCUCAACACCAUUCCUAGUAUGCAAGUAAAUGAUGAGAAGGGAAACUUCCAAGACAAUCCGCAACUCGCUAUGGUGGAGGCUGUGUGCAUUUCGUGGUUUACUCUUGAAUACUUGCUUAGGUUCAGUGCCUCGCCAGACAAAUGGAAAUUUUUCAAGGGCGGUCUUAACGUGAUCGAUUUGCUGGCGAUACUACCAUACUUCGUAUCUCUAUUCCUGGUCGAAACCAACAAAAAUGCGAACGACCAGUUCCAGGACGUGCGCAGGGUAGUACAGAUCUUUCGAAUAAUGCGGAUCCUAAGGAUCUUGAAAUUGGCCCGUCAUUCGACCGGAUUGCAGAGUCUCGGCUUCACUUUGCGUAACUCAUAUAAAGAGUUAGGAUUACUGAUGCUUUUCUUAGCAAUGGGCGUUCUCAUAUUCUCGAGCCUCGCCUAUUUCGCCGAGAAGGAGGAACCCGGGACCAAAUUCAUAAGCAUUCCAGAGACCUUUUGGUGGGCAGGCAUCACAAUGACCACCGUCGGAUACGGCGACAUCUACCCUACGACUCCGCUCGGCAAGGUUAUCGGCAGUGUGUGUUGUAUAUGUGGUGUUCUGGUAAUCGCAUUGCCCAUUCCCAUUAUCGUCAACAAUUUCGCCGAAUUCUACAAGAAUCAGAUGAGACGGGAGAAAGCCAUCAAAAGACGAGAGGCUCUUGAGAGGGCCAAACGAGAAGGCAGCAUCGUGUCUUUUCAUCAUAUCAACUUGAGAGACGCUUUCGCCAAGAGUAUGGAUCUCAUCGAUGUCAUUGUCGAUACUGGUAAGCGAUGGAUCAAUGUGCUCACGAAAGAUACGAUCUACAACAGACAUCUGUUACACAUGUUCUGUUAUUAA
Cyphomyrmex costatus is the source of this 2137-nucleotide messenger RNA. RefSeq names its product Shaker cognate b (gene Shab). Gene Ontology annotation, molecular function: protein binding; delayed rectifier potassium channel activity. Gene Ontology annotation, cellular component: voltage-gated potassium channel complex; membrane. The coding region runs from base 143 to 2137 and encodes 664 amino acids. Gene Ontology annotation, biological process: potassium ion transmembrane transport; action potential; protein homooligomerization. The record is from RefSeq and is a predicted model, not a curated record. The transcript has 2 exons. NCBI's taxonomy places the organism in Eukaryota, Metazoa, Arthropoda, Insecta, Hymenoptera, Formicidae.